CCCUGCUAGGGAAACUCUUCAGUCCCUUUGCAAAAUGAAAGUCUCCAGAGAACAACAUGGGAGGGUACUGGGGUCUUGCUUCAAAAUCAUGAACCACAACACAAUUAUGUUCACAGCCAAAUGAAUAGACUUAGCUAUUUCUUCUCCAAGAGGGGAAAAACAAUCCUAAAGAGAGCAAUACAAAUCUGACUAAAGCCUUCAUCAAAUAAAGUGCAUAAAGCAGUCCAAGCUAAUCCCCUCCCCCCAAAUUAACACAAACUCUCCACUCCUUCCUAACCAACUCCUAAGGUCAUGGCUAGUUUGAAGCAGGCCCACUAACUAUAAUAAAAAUAACUAAUAUCACCUCAUAAUAAGCAUUUCACAACACUCAUUCAUUCGAAUGUUCAUUCUGUGCCCAGUACUGUGCUAAGUACUUUGCAUAAAUUAUUUCACUUUUCCCCUCCCAUCUGCAUUGCAGGUAGGUACUGAUAUUUAAAUUUUGGAGAUUGAGGAUAUGAGGCUCUCAGGAAGUUGUGACCUUUCCAAGUCCAGCAGUCACUAAGUGACAGAGGUGUGAUUAGAAGCCAGGUUUGAUCUGACAGCUCAAGCUCUAAGGCACAUGAAAGCAGACCCCAAUACCAUCACCAACUCAAUAAAGGAUAGCAUAGCUAUCACUGAGUCUCUCUUCCCCCAAGUGGACAAUGCCAGAUCCACCUACCUACACAGAAUAAAGACCUUGACUUUUCAGUCUAAUACUGUUUUACUGACCCUUUCUCUCAGUUUGGAAAGUAUGCCACUGGUUAAGGUGACAUCAGGGAUGAACUCGUGUGUAUUCCCCCCACAACUCUUCUCUUGGGGGGGGGCAGCUAGCUGUCUUGGAGCCACUCCCACUUCAACUCAAGACAGAGAAGGGGCAUAUGACACUAGGCCAAGCAGCAGGUGGGAAAGUAAAAAAGACUUCCAGAAAACUCUUCCAAGGGUGGAGGGGAGGGCUUGGAGGGGAAGCUCUUCUGUGCCAAUCUAAGGAAAAAUGAUUUUCACACCCCAGCAAAGGGGCAAAGUCAGCUACACCACACCCGUACCCCUCCCCCCCUUCACAAAACUCCAGGCCGGGUUUCCCACCUGCAGGAUGCUAAGGCCAAGGAAAGGGAGACGGGAAAGAGAUGGCACGGGACUGGAACUGGACUCGGGGCAGAGAUGGGAGGGAAAUGGAAGAGGGAGGAGGCCUUAUUGCCUGGCAACCAUCCCGGGGCACGUGCACUGGUGACAUCACCCCAGGCCACCUCUAACACAGACCUUUGACUCCUAUGGGGGCAGAGGGGGCCGCUGGCUAAGUUUCAUGAGAAAUAGCCUUAGGAAUUCUGGGAGCCAAAAAACGAGACGAAGGAGGAAACCCAGGUGUACUGCCUUUUCCUCUUUUAGCCUCAGCAGGACUUCAGUCCUAGGGGCUCAGGCUUCUCAUCUGCCCCUUCCUCUCUGCCUUCAGCCCUGACCUCCCAACCCACAUUUCUGACAGGACUCCCGACACGCCCUUCGGAGAUACUGUGCCUUCUCUUUCCUGGGCGUUAUCUCUGGUGGGGGCGGGAGACGGGGGAUGGGCUACCGGGUCUCUCGGGGGCUCCGUCUCCCAUCUGCACGGGAUCCCCUCUGCCCUAGCCGGCCGCCAACCGUAAUCUGUCUGGGUCCCCAACUCCCCCGCCCCUCCCGCGCUGUUCCAGGGCGGAGUCUGUAGAGUUGAAAUCAGGACACGCUGAGAGGAAGAGUUAUAUAACCCGAAGAAGCCGGGAAGGACGAGCGGAGACCGGGACAAGGCGGCCUGAAAGGAGUCAAGGGAGCUGCAAAGAACACUAGGGCGAGUGAGGAAGAAACAUUAGGGAUGGGCAGGGUUUGUGCGCAUAUCAAAGAGCAGGAAUUAACGCAGAGAAUGGACGUGACGACCCAUCUGGGUCGUCUGGGGCUUCGUUGCAAUGCCCUUCCCCCACCAACUGCAGCUGGGUCCGGGCAACUGAAAGCUUGGGAAAAGGCGCUGGUACCCACUCCCUUUCUCUCGGGGAAGCAACCUAAGUCAAAGCCUCGGAAGGCAGCCGUUGAGCUUAUGGAGCCAGAAAUCACAGCUCCGCCCAGCCCACCUGGGAGCGUGGGGGGCCAUGGCAAACAGGGCCAUGACGUCAGUGACGUCCGCUACACCGGAUUGGGCAGAGAGAGUUCGGGAAUCUGGCUCCCAAGCCUCGCAGGCUUGUUACUCUGGCAACAGGCUGGUCCGGCUCGCCCAGCUCUGGUGUCGGCUAGGAUACCGAAUGUGGGAUGCGGGAUACAGGGUACAGUGUAUAGGAUCUACCCCCGAUCUUUGCCUGACAAACUCCUAAUCCAUUUGGAUCCCGCGCUCUUCCAAGGACGGAAGUGGAUUGUGGGCAUGGAGCAGACCAGCUGCAUGGGUUCUGCUUCCACCAAGCAGGAGUUCUUCCAGUCCCAGCCAGCACCCUCCAGUAUAAUCCCCGGACCCAUACACCGUCCUCGGGAGAAAUGA
This is a messenger RNA of Castor canadensis (American beaver), 2506 nucleotides long. The record is from RefSeq and is a predicted model, not a curated record. Lineage: Eukaryota; Metazoa; Chordata; Mammalia; Rodentia; Castoridae.